Parasteatoda tepidariorum (common house spider) is the source of this 3544-nucleotide messenger RNA. It is a transcript of the gene Myo31DF, whose product is annotated as Unconventional myosin ID. Gene Ontology annotation, biological process: endocytosis; actin filament-based movement; actin filament organization. The record is from RefSeq and is a predicted model, not a curated record. Gene Ontology annotation, molecular function: ATP binding; microfilament motor activity; actin filament binding. Gene Ontology annotation, cellular component: cytoplasm; plasma membrane; microvillus. Lineage: Eukaryota; Metazoa; Arthropoda; Arachnida; Araneae; Theridiidae.
UGACUAAACAACUGAGAAAACUAACCAGACGACAACAUAGUGGAGCGGUUGGCGGACCUGUCAUUUUCAAAAUAACAAUGGCGGAUUUCGGGGAAGCUGGAAUCGGCGAUUUUGUGCUUUUGGAGGAUAUUUGUAUGGAAGAAUUUAUGAAAAACUUAAAAUUACGGUACAAUGCAGGUCAUAUUUAUACAUAUAUUGGUGAAGUAUGUGUCUCUGUCAACCCUUACAGAACAAUGAAUAUUUAUGGUCAGGAUUAUAUUAAUAACUACCAAGGCCGAGAAAUUUUUGAAAGGCCACCUCAUAUAUUUGCUAUAGCUGAUGCUGCCUAUAAAUCUAUGAAGAGAAACUCCCUUGAUACUUGUGUCGUUAUAUCGGGUGAAAGUGGUGCUGGUAAAACUGAGGCAUCUAAGAUAAUUAUGAGAUAUUUAGCAGCAAUUACAAAUACUAGUGGUCAGAAAGAAAUGUUGAUUCAAUAAAUGAUAAAACAGAUCACAAAGCAGUAUGUGGAGCUAUGAAAGUUUUGGGAUUUCAUCAACAACAGUCUGAAACUCUUUGGCGAAUUUUAGCAGCAAUUUUGCAACUUGGAAACAUUGAAUUUUUAAGCAAAGAUGAAGUUACGUCUGUACAGGACAGAGAUUUGCUUUUAUCUGUUUCUCAGUGCCUUGGCGUAUCAGGCGAAAGCUUGGAGAAAGCUCUUUGUCAUAGGGUUAUUGCUGCUCGAGGAGAGGUUAUGGAAAAAGUUCACACUGUCCCUGAAGCUGUUUAUGGAAGAGACGCCUUUGCAAAAGCCAUCUAUGAAAGAUUGUUUUCGUUCAUUGUGAGUCGCAUUAAUGAGGCUAUUGAAGUUGAUAACAAUGGUCAUGGCUUGAAGAAAAAUAAUACAGUUAUGGGAGUUUUAGACAUCUAUGGAUUUGAAAUUUUUGAAAAUAAUAGUUUUGAGCAAUUUUGUAUUAAUUACUGCAAUGAGAAAUUGCAACAGCUGUUCAUAGAGCUUGUGCUUAAGCAAGAGCAAGAGGAAUACCGGAGAGAAGGAAUCACAUGGCAGAACGUAGACUAUUUCAACAAUUCAAUCAUUUGUGCCCUCAUGGAUGAGCAACACAAAGGAAUAUUUGCAAUAGCUGAUGAGGCUUGCCUCUCUGUGGGAAAAGUCACUGAUGAAAUGUUGCUUGAAGCAAUGGAUAUCAAACUUGCCUCUCACAAACAUUACAGUAGUAGAAAAAUUGUUCCAACCGAUAAGACCUUAGAGCAUGGUCGGGAUUUUAGAAUUCGACAUUAUGCUGGUGACGUGACUUAUUCCAUUGAAGGAUUCAUGGAGAAAAACACGGAUUCGUUGUUUCAAGAUUUUAAAAGGCUAUUAUAUACUAGUGCUGAUCCAAUGCUCUCACAGUUAUUUCCAGAUGGAGAUAAAGAUAUUACUCAAGUUACCAAGCGGCCUUUAACUGCUGGAACAUUGUUUAAAAAUUCUAUGAUUGCUCUAGUAAAAAAUUUAGGUAACAAGGAGCCCUACUAUGUCCGUUGUAUCAAACCCAAUGAUCAGAAAUCUCCGUCCUGCUUUGAUGAUGAGAUGGUGAUGCAUCAAGUGUCCUACUUGGGUCUACUGGAGAAUGUCCGAGUAAGGAGAGCUGGAUUUGCAUAUCGGCAAACAUAUAACCGCUUCUUACGAAGAUAUAAAAUGAUCUCGAAAUAUACUUGGCCCAAUUUUCGAGGAGGAUCAGAGAAAGAAGGUUGCCGGGUGCUUAUUGAUGAACAAGGAUUUUCAGAUGACGUUCGAUAUGGAAAAACUAAAAUUUUCAUCCAGUCACCACAAACCAUCUCUCAGUUGGAAUAUUCCAGAUUAGAGUUGAUUCCUGGAAUUGUAGUUUUUCUACAGAAGUUAUGGAGAGGGGCAAUAGCUAGAUUGAGAUACAGAAAAAUGUUAGCAAUGCUAGCCAUUAUUAAGUUUUACCGCUAUCAGAAACUGCGGCAGUAUAUCAAUCAACUAUGUUUACUUUUCAGGAAUGCUAAAUCAUCAAGAGACUAUGGGAAAAAAGUUGUAUGGCCUCCCGCACCCACUGCUCAUAGAAAUAUUGCAUCCGAUCUUCAAACAGUACAUGAAAGAUGGCGUGCCUAUAUGAUUCUAAGGAAGAUACCUCGUGAACAAUGGCCUGAAAUGCAUUUAAAAGUAAUGGCUGCGGAAGUGUUGAAAAGCCGACGUCAAGAUUGGGGUUAUCAUAGGAAGUGGGAAGGAAAUUAUUUAGCAUCUAUUUCUGAAAACGACAAUACCACUUCGUUUGUGCAAUCCAUUGGGAAUUUGAGAAACAAAGAUCAUUUUCAAAAAGUUCUAUUUUCCAGUUAUAUCAAGAAAGUGAACAAGCACAACAAAUGUGCAGAAAGAGCUAUAGUUGUGACGGAUAAGUUUAUAUACAAACUUGAUAGCAAAAAGUUCAAACCCUUACGAUCUGCAAUACCUAUUACUGAUUUAACUGGCGUCAGUGUAACGCCUGGACCUGAUCAGAUGAUUAUUUUACAUUUACGUGGCAAUAAUGAUCUUGUAACAGCACUGACUUCUAAAAAUGAAGAUGAAAGAGUGGGAGAAUUAGUUGGAAUUAUUGUUCAUAGAUGGCACUUUUUACAAGGUAAAGACUUAAGAGUGAUUGUAAAUCCACAGCUGCAAUGCAUGUUGGGUAAUAAAAGCAGAACUUUAGCUGUUGAGUCCACAAAUAUAACUCCACAUCCUGCCUUUAAGAAAGAUGGCCAAAAUCUUGUCUUGUUAUGGCCUAUUUGCAGUGCCUGAUCUUUAUGAGACACUUCUCUAGUUGUUGAAGAAAUUUGUUGGUAUUUAUGAAAAAAUCCUAUAUGUUUAUUUUGUGUUGCCAGCUUGGGGAUAGUAUCUAUUCCUAAAAACUGCAAAAUAUUAGUUUUAUUUUACGUUAAUGACGUCAUUCAAAAAUGAUAGUUUUGUUUAACCAGACAAUCGUUGUGUGGUCUCAGCAUUUAAAUGCAAUUUCAAAUCUUAUACUUUUUAAAAGUGGAUCCAUACCAAAUAUAUUGUGAUAUGAGAUUUAGUUUUUACAUGAUCCUUUUAUUUUACAGAGUGUUUUAAAAGUACACGGUAGGCUAUUUAAACAAAGAGAUAAUUAAGGAUAAAAAGUAUUACUUACAUGAUUUUUAAUCUGAUUGAAUUAUACAAAAAGCUUUUGACAUUUUUAAUAAUCAUGACUAAUGGUUGUGAACUUAUUUAUUUGAUAAAGAAAUGAUGUACUAGAUAUUUUUUAUUGAUAUUACAAUUACCCUAGAAGUAAUCCUCGAACAAAAACAUGAAAAAAGCGAUAAAAGUACACGGUAGGCUAUUUAAACAAAGAGCUAAUUAAGGAUAAAAAGUAUUACUUACAUGAGUUUUAAUCUGAUUGAAUUAUACAAAAAGCUUUUGACAUUUUUAAUUAUCAUAACUUGUGAACUUAUUAAUUUGAACUUGGUUGUGAACUUAUUAAUUUGAUAAAGAAAUGAUGUACUAGAUAUUUGUUAUUGAUAUUACAAUUACCCUAGAAGUAAUCCUCGAACAAAA